This is a messenger RNA of Stomoxys calcitrans (stable fly), 4911 nucleotides long. RefSeq names its product DNA topoisomerase 2-binding protein 1 (gene mus101). The transcript has 5 exons. Gene Ontology annotation, biological process: DNA replication initiation; mitotic DNA replication checkpoint signaling; mitotic G2 DNA damage checkpoint signaling. NCBI's taxonomy places the organism in Eukaryota, Metazoa, Arthropoda, Insecta, Diptera, Muscidae. Bases 212 to 4693 code for a protein of 1493 amino acids. The record is from RefSeq and is a predicted model, not a curated record.
AUUUACAACAACACUUUGACAGUUGAUUUUUAAUUUGGCGCAACACAGAAAUAAAAUCUGUCAGCAGGAAAAGCGCGGAUAUCGUGCAAAAGGAAAAACUAUAAUAAUUAUAAAGAAAAUAAAUCAAGCAUAGUGUAAUAGUAGUUGUAAUUAGAACGCAUAAUAUAAUAGUUUUUCUGGAAAGUUUCGGUAUCUUCCAUAGCUAAUCUAAAUGAGUUUGGACGAUACUAUAAAUGCCUAUUUUGUUUCAACCAUCAAUGCUGCAGCAAACGACAGCGAUGAAAAAGUUAUCAAAGACUUCAAGAAGUCCUUGAUUUAUUUGCAAAAUCACAUUCCAGAAGAGAAUAUACGCCAGAUAAAAGCCAGCGAAGGAUUUCCAUUGAUAGCUUCUGGCAGGCUAACCAAAAAAGAUGUUUUCAUUUUUGAUCGUUUCGAAGGUGACUUCUUUCAACAAUUACAACAGACCAAAUCAUUGAUCAUAGGACCACCAUGCCUUACACAAUGUUUGCUGAAUGCCCAACAAAUACCGUUGGGCACCAGCCCGGUGUUUACGUGUGCCAUGCGAGAUUUACAAAUCUCAGCGACUGGCAUAACGCCCCAAGAGAAGGAGAAACUCAAGAACCUCAUCCAAUGGAUGGGAGGUCAUUAUUUUCAAAAUUUUGGACGUUCUAUAACACAUCUCAUUUCGAAUACCAUUAAGUCUACGAAAUAUGAACACGCCACAUUGAAUGGCAUACCGGUGAUGCAUGUGGAUUGGGUUCAACGUGUUUGGGAGCGUAGUUGUGCCGCACAGGUUUCGGCUACAGAUGAAGAAUUCGACAAGUACAAACUGCCCAUAUUCUUUGGAACAAACAUAACAUGUACUGGUUUGGAGACAGAUAAGAAGAAUGAGGUUAUGCGAUUGGUCAACGAAAACGGGGGAACUUAUCAUCGCGCCUUCAGAUCUCAACUGGUCGAUAUUGUCAUUACCGAAAAGAACAAAACAAAUUCCGAUAAAUAUGCUGCGGCGGUUCGUUACAAAAAGGAUAUCCUACUACCCGAAUGGAUUAUGGAUAGUGUACAAAAGGGUUUUGCAUUGCCCACCAAAGCCUAUCAAGUCAAGUCCCUAAAGGUCUCGACACCCACAAAAAGUGAUCAAAGUUUGGCGGAUUUUACAGUGGCAGACCAUACGGAUAUAUCGCGUAUUAGUGUAGCUGGCAGUUCAAGAAGGGCAAAUAGCGAUAUGACCACAGUGAAUGAUACCAUAUGUUCAAAUCUUAAUGAGUCACAAAGUGCUCCCACAUUUGUAGCUCCAAUUAACCCUCCCUCCAAGGACUUGAAAAAAGAUCUCUUGAAAAAGGCCGGAUCCGGUAGUCACUAUCGUUUGGUCUAUGAAGAGAUUUGUCCCAAACAAGCCAAGAAGGCGGGAAAUUUUUUGGAUGGUUGUUGUAUUUAUCUGAGCGGUUUUCGUACAGAAGAGAAAGAAAAAUUGAACAGAAUUCUAAAUGUGGGAGGUGCAACGCGUUAUGAUGUGGUUAAUGAGAAAAUUACUCAUAUCAUAGUCGGUCAAUUGGAUGAUAAUGAAUUUAAGUCUUGGAAGAAGGAAAACUUUUUGACAGCGGCUCAUAUAGUACGUUUGGAUUGGCUGUUGGAAAGUAUAAAAAUUAAACAAACCGCCAAUGAGGCUGUUUAUCGUGUUUCUCUGCCCACUUCAAGGGAACCUGAUGCCCCCUCCCCCUCUUCAAAAAAGACUUUACGUUCAAUGAAUCAUAGUUUCAAACAACCUGAGAAACCCAUUAAGAAGAAACUAUUUUCAAAGGAUGCUGAAACCGAUGGCGAAAAUGAAAAUAACAAAACGCCUCCUGCCCCAACUUCUUCGGAGCAACAGCCUUUGGAAGCCGAGGAACAUGAUCUUAUCUCUCAAUAUUCCCAAGAAAAUGUGCCUCAAGCACCAGUACCGUUGCCACAAAACACCAGCAUACCUCAUGAUGUUACAAUGGCUCAUCCCAUGGCUUCCUCAACACAAUGUGUGCCCAAUAAUGAACCAGCCAAAACGACCAAUGCGGUUCAACUGCAAGCACAGCCGUCGGAUCUUACCAAUGCCUCUGGCAUUACCAUUGAUUAUGAAAAUUUAGAUUUCUUCCAGGGCAUGUCUCUGUACAUAGACAAACAACAUUUCCCUGAAGAGUUUUACACACAAAUGAUCAGUGAAUGUGAAGCAGCCCAGGGUAAUAUUGUUCCCGCUACAUUUCGUGAUCCGGUGGAUUAUGCCAUUGUGUCAUUUGAGAGUACUUUGGAUGCAAGUAAUUUGCCUGUCAAAGCAAGGCAUAUUAUAACGGAAUUAUAUGUGGAAAGCUGUAUGAAAGUCAAUAAACUGGUACCCAUAGAAUACUACCACAAACAUAUACCACAUACAGCAAAUUCCCAACCCUUAGAAGGCAUGACAAUUGUAAUUUCUGUCUAUGCCUUGCUAGAAAGAGACUUUAUUGAUUCCAUAGCUCAGUUACUGGGAGCCAAAGUGAAUAAAACAUUUGUUAAAAAGGAGAGACCACUUCUCAUAUGUCCUUCACCCGAAGGCUCUAAAUAUGAAGGAGCUCUUAAAUGGCGUUAUCCUGUGGUAACCUCUGAAUGGCUAUUAAGGUGUGCCGAAGAAGGUAAGAAGGUACCAUAUGCUGCAUAUUUGGUGGGCGAGAGUCCCGAUGAUUUUCCACCAUCACCGACUUUACGUGAACGCAAUACAAGUACGGCCAGAAAGGCUGCGGAAAAAAGUACUACAAGCAUCCCCCAUAAUCAGCAAACACCACAACGCAUGGAUUUCGUUGGGGUGGAGAAUAAUGAAGGAAGUGCCACACCUACUGAAGCGGAUAAUCAAGUGGCAGCACCCGACACCUUUACGCCAUUGCGUAAUAAACGAGUCUCCGAAUUGGCUGGUCCCGGUAGAGUUACUCGACAAUCGUUAUCCAACACCAGCGGCUCUGGUUCCGAUUCUCCUCAUACACCCACCAAUAAUUAUGCUAAGGCUUCGUAUAAUUUUGAUUUUAUGGAAAAUAUACUGGCAGAAAUCGAAAAUGAAGAGGAACGCGAAUGCCUGAGGGAGGUCAUCAAUGAAAUGAAGAAUAACCAAACACCAGAGUUGGAGAGAUUUCGGCGUCAGGCUUGCACUCCCGUCAAUCGUAAAAUACCUACACCCAAAGGUAUUCCCGAUUUUUGUACAACACCGGAAUUCGAAAAGCGUAUGGCUGAUGAGUUUGAAAAACGUUGGCGUUUACCCACCAAGAAAAUGAAGCCCGAUACCCCAAUUGAUGAGAUACGCAGAAGAGUUAUUAGAGCCACCUGCAAAGCCAUGGGUAUAGAGUACAGCGAUGAGGAUGAGGAGAAGGCAGGAACAUCUUCGAAUAAGAGAAAAUCAGCGGUAACCAAGAAAAUUUUGGACACAACACCCUUGAAUAAUAAGAGUUCACGCAGUUCCUCAGUUAUGGCUCCCAGGGCUAUAUUCAAUCCAGAUGCUGCGGAAGAACAGAACACUAGCAAUACUUUUCAGAUGCCCACAAAUGAAACAAGAAAGUCUGAUACCUUUAUACCUGGCACACAGAGUCCGAAUAUGUCUUCGCAUCGGCGUAGUAUGUCUCAAGCAUCGCCCAGUGGUUUGGGUCAAAGAGCCUCCUUGGGUGGAAAAUCAACCAUAAACUUUGACAAGAUAAGUUUUGAGGAGACUAAUGUGGAUGAAAAUGCUGGUGGUGGUACUAUUAUAAAGCCAAAUUCUGCUACCACUUCACGAACAAGCCUGCCCACGGGCGCUUCACCAGAAAUCAAACAAAUUACGGAAUAUCUGCGUAAUUGUGAUUCCAGGCGGCAAAGUUUGAAACGUACUCGGCUAAGUAGUGAUCAACAACAAUCCUCGGUACAAGCUAUGGAAACUGAGGCCCACUAUGUGCAACCCUUUGAAUCGGAACAGCUACACACAGAGGAUAUGGUGGGUUGGCGAGAUCCCACGGAGUUUCAUGCACAGCGCCGUGCUAGGCAAGUGGCACCUUCAAUGCAAUACCCAGGCACUCCACGCUUUAGUAUCUCUUGUUCCGAUGAAGAGACCAGAGAUGAGAUUAUAGGAAAAAUUUUGCAAUUAGGAGGAGAGGUUUGUGAAAAUCUAGUGAAUUUUGAUCCCGAGUGCACCCAUUUUGUUUGCGAAAAACCCAAUCGUGGUGAGAAAAUGUUGGGCUGCGUUUCUUCGGGCAAAUGGGUGCUGAGCUUAAAAUACAUAGAGGAGUGUUUUGCUAAGGAUGUCUUCAUCGAUGAAGAACUCUAUGAAUGGGGUAACUGCAAAGCCCACAAUUUGCCUCAGCUGACGGCAGACGAACAGGUCAUUGCUGCGGCCGCACAUCGUUGGCGCAAAGAAUUGUCCGGCUCCAUAUUGGGGGCCUUUACCGGUAUACGAGCCAUUCUGCACAUAACAAAUCGCACUGUGGAUGCUCUCAAGAACGUCAUCAAAGCGGGUAAAGGUGAAAUUGUCGAGGCCACAACCCCCUACAGCUCUUGUUCAACGCUGGCAUCCACAGCCACCCAUUGUUUUGUGGAUGUCAAGAAAUGUCCCUUGGAUGCUGAUGACUAUGAAUUUCUUAAAAACCAUGAUAUAUUUGUUUUAACCCAAAUGUACAUCAAUGCAUAUCUCAUGAAUGGCGCUGAUGUGGAUAGAGCCAAAUAUGAAGUUCGUAUGUAAGGAAGAGGUUUUUGGAGUCACGGGACUUUUACCAUUUUGGAUUAGUUGAGGUGUUCUUAUUUUUUGUACUGAUUCCUAUUUUAACAAAAUUUAAUUUAUUUUUGGUUCUCAAAAGUGUUCGUUUCGAACAUUUUAUAAAAAAAUUUGUUUCAUAUUUUGUAUCUUUUCCCGAUAUUAUGGUUAAUAAUAAUAAUAUUUAAUGUUUUCAAUACAACGUU